This is a messenger RNA of Centropristis striata (black sea bass), 3594 nucleotides long. RefSeq names its product UBA-like domain containing 2 (gene ubald2). NCBI's taxonomy places the organism in Eukaryota, Metazoa, Chordata, Actinopteri, Perciformes, Serranidae. The coding region runs from base 107 to 637 and encodes 176 amino acids. Gene Ontology annotation, molecular function: protein binding. The record is from RefSeq and is a predicted model, not a curated record. The transcript has 3 exons.
GACACACCGGGCUGUAGCGGGUCACAGGGGUCCAUCCGAGCCCAGAGUCUGGUUCUUUACUUCUGUUGUGGACGGUGAAGCCUCUAGCGCGGCGGAGACAGCGGACAUGUCGGUGAAUAUGGACGAACUGAGGCACCAAGUGAUGAUCAACCAGUUUGUUUUGACGGCUGGAUGCGCCGCGGAUCAGGCGAAGCAGCUCCUCCAGGCGGCCCAUUGGCAGUUCGAGACGGCCCUCAGCUCCUUCUUCCAGGAGGCUAACAUCCCUGGACACCACCACCAGAUGAUGUGCACUCCCAGGAACACUCCGGCCACGCCGCCCAACUUCCCGGAUGCCAUCACCAUGUUCUCCAAGCUGCGUGCGUCAGAGUGUGGCCCCGGGGCCGGCGGCGGGCCCUCCCAGGCGGCAUCCAUGGCCUCUUCCCCCCCGGCCCCCUCCUCCACGUCAGGCUUCGGCUCCUUCUGGGCGUCCUCGCCGCCGAGCCACCAGCCGGCCUGGCUGCCCCCGUCCUCGCCCACGGGCCACCACCUGCACCACCACUACCACCACAUGCAGCAGACGCCCAUGUGGCCCCCCGUGUCCCAGCCCAGCGGCUCCCAGCAGCCCCCCGUUGUAUCGGCGCUCCACGGCCAGAGAUGAGAGCGAGCGGCGAGGCCGGGCAGCGAGGCCGAACGUUUGUGGAGGGCGGGAGGAGGGUGACGGGUUUAUGUGGAGUGAGAGGAAAUGGAAAAAGACAAAGAAACUGUUUUCCUCUCUUGUUUUUUUAAACUGAUGACUCAGCGGGAGACGCUCUUCCUCGCCGUCUUUGUCACAAGUCAUCCACGCCGAGGAAGAACGCCGAGGGUCUCUGACUCCUGAGAAACUGUUUCAUCGUCAGUGUGAACGAGCCCGGGACCCGCAGAGCCCUCUGAGGAUCGGAGCCAUGAGAUCCACUUUAUUUCUUCUAAUAGAAACUUUUCUUUUUUCAGAAACAAACAGCAGGAAGUCAUCGGCAAUAACCAGCAGGUCAACAAACAGACAGGACAGAGUGUGUGUAGGGCUAGAGACGAGCGUGUGUGUGUGCGAGUCUGAGCUCUUCAUGUUUCACCUUCACAUAUUCAGCAGCUCAAACAGCGACCUGGAUGAUUAAAUAUUAUUUCUGCUGCACAUUAACAAACAUUUUAAUUAGUUUCUCAGCAGUCAACAAACAGAGAGGGGCUGAGCUCAGUUUGUACCAAAUUAAUAACUUUUAUAAUCAGUUUCAGAGGCAUUAGAUGUUUCAUGCGGCUGUGAUGUCAUUUAUGAUGUAUGCAGUUACUUUUGUUACUUUAUCAUGUAGUUAGAGAGAGAAAAACUCUCCAAUCAAAACAUUAAAAAAAACAGCAGACAAAACUUUUGGAUUAAAAGUUUUUGUUAAGCAUUAAUACAUUUUUAAUCAAAAUAUUGUUUUACUUGCUGAUAAAAAAAUUUCUGAUUGUAGUAUGGAGUUUUGGCUGCACAAUAAAGACACAGUGACUCCAUGCUGCAUUAAAGUGAAGUUAAAACUUUUACUUUUGUGGGCAGACAGAAAGAACUACAGCUCCAAUGAAACUACUAGUGGGGCCUGUGGGAUUAUGGGAAAUGGUGUCCGCUAAAAACUUUGAAUAAACAAUGUUAUUUUUAGUAAAUUGCCUUCAUUAUCUCAACAUGUGAAAUGAAGCAAACUAUGUGCUGUUGGCCACAUUUAUUAUUGGCUCAAUAUCUGAAUAUAUACAGACAUGAUUUUAUUUUUUAUACAAAACAAUGUUUCUUGUGUCGGACAUAUUUCUGACGACCUGGAUCAACAAAUACAGUCACAAGUUUAAAAAAAAUGUAUAAAUUUGGGCUGUCAAUCUAGUCCAAAAAAACCCUCCAAUAAGUAAUUAAUCACACAAUUUGCUAGAAUUAAUCACACACAGACUGUAGCUUGUAUAUAAUAGAUAUUUGUCUGUAAAGAGGAGCGUCAAGUUUACACACAGAACCUGUUUUCAUUCAGAUAUCUGGAGGUCAAAGGUCAAGGGACGUCUUUGAAAACAGCGAUUUUUCACUUGCUUAAAUUUAUGUGAUAUUUCACCUGGCCGUGGAACCAGAGGGUUCCCAACAUUUUCAUUAUAUCUUUAGAAACUCAGUUUUACAUUUUUAAACACUGUAACUUGACAGGAUUUGAAGAAUUUCUAUCUAUUAUAUAUCUAUCUAUUUUAUGUUGCAGCAGACAGAAUAUUUCUUCAUGCAGACGACUAAAAGAGUGUAGAACGUGUGGAAGUGCAGAGGUGAAACAUGAGGCUGGUGUCAGAAACAAACACACGGUGAAUGAAGAUGAACUGUAAAGUAAUAAUAUGAUUGAUGAGUUUGGUAGAACGGCAAUAAUUUGAUUAUUUUGAAGAGCUGCCACAUUUAUGUAGAUUUUAUCAGUUAUGAAUCAAAAACUUUCACAGGGUCGUUUCUGCUUCUGAAGUUUGAAACUUGGAGGCACCAAAAUUUAUAUAAUUUCUUUUUUUUUUCUUUUGCAUUCUUGAUUGUGUUUUCUGGGGCAGAUGUUCUCAGUUUGUUUGCCGUGGGUUAUCCCUGACUGGCAGGAGAAUCGGUUUAAUGUUCCUUAUUGCUAGAAAACCUUGUGAUGAUGAGAAAUUUUGUAAAUAAAGCCAAACGAUUUCUGAUGAUGAACUCACAAAAAAGCACAUUUUAAUCAGAUUAUUUUGAGAAUAUUUUGGCGGUGAGCUGCUGGUACCUCUGUGUGUGUGUGUGUGUGUGUCUGUGUGUCUGUGGGGGGUUCAGAGGCCGAUUCAGUGAUUUUCCACACAACCUUUCAGACGCUCAACCACUCCUACCUCUGUCUGUGUGAAUGGGAGAGGCCCUGUGUGACGGAUCAGAGGGUUUAACACGUACAAACUGCUGAAGAAUCCCAGAAGACUGCAGGAACGGCUGAUUGUUCACAUCCACUCACAAACAAAAACAAGACUCUUGAUACAUAUUUUUAAAAGUAGAUUAGUCUAAAUAGUGGGAAAAAAAACAGAAAGUCACCUUCACAAGAAAGAGGAAGCGGUUAUUGUCUGAUUUCACGACUUCACACAGACAAUCAGCUGUUUCUGUCUCUGAGCUGUUGGAGCCCUGAUUAACCCCUUCACGUCCUGAAAACCUGCUCAGAUCACAUGACGAUGCGGAGAUGAAUGAAAUGAGGAAAAGCAUCUCUUACUUUGUUUUGUAAUGUUUUGACUACAGACAUGUUUACUUCCCUUUCUCUGGGUGAAAACAAGUUUUUUCAGGUUUUUACAUUUUCAGAUGAUUCUUCCUGGUGAACAUUGAAGCUACAGUAUCAUCAAGGUUCAUUUUAGUCAAUCUGCCUCUUUCUUGAUUUGGGAAACAAACAUCAUUUACUCUCAUGUAAGACGAGUAAAAGCUUGUUUACCUCGUUGAUUCUGUGAGCAGUUAAAUACAGCUGAUGUGUUCUUUUUUACCUCCUGUUCAACCUUUGCUCUGCUGGUAUAUUUUCUCUUCUAAUCCAUGGCUCUUUUAUAGAGAUUUCUCUCAAGUACUUUCUGUUCAUUUCCUUUGUUGAGAUUUGUAUUUAUAUGUUUAAUAAAACACGGUAUGAUCUGCUA